AUGCCUGGACCCGCUACAAUCUUCUCAAUCGGCGCUGUUGGUGCCGGUGCUGCCGCUAUGUACGUCAACCGACGAAACUCUCAGUCGUCUGGUGGAGAUGAAUCUGUUUUUGGUGGUAACAGCCCACCCGCUUACAAUACACCUCAUGCAUUAGCCAGAAGACGAUCAAGUACAGUCCGUCCUGAUCACUACUGGAAUGAAAGAAAGCAGCCGGAAUACAUGUGGCGUCGCGAUAAUGGUAUCAGCUUCAGUCAUAAUUCUAAACCAAAGUUCCCUAUCGGUCUAACACAAAAAGACAUUCAGCAGACAUCGUCUACAAAAUGA
Molecule: messenger RNA, 324 nt
Organism: Mycotypha africana
Lineage: Eukaryota; Fungi; Mucoromycota; Mucoromycetes; Mucorales; Mycotyphaceae
Exons: 1
Coding region: 1-324 (107 amino acids)
Source: RefSeq, a predicted model, not a curated record